This is a messenger RNA of Triticum aestivum (bread wheat), 3625 nucleotides long. RefSeq names its product putative disease resistance protein RGA3. Gene Ontology annotation, molecular function: ATP hydrolysis activity; ADP binding. NCBI's taxonomy places the organism in Eukaryota, Viridiplantae, Streptophyta, Magnoliopsida, Poales, Poaceae. The record is from RefSeq and is a predicted model, not a curated record. Gene Ontology annotation, biological process: defense response to other organism. The coding region runs from base 347 to 3541 and encodes 1064 amino acids. The transcript has 2 exons.
GCCAGAGUCAACAGCUAAUCCUGUCUUCUUCCUCCCUUCCGACCUAUAUUAGAGGCAGCUGAUUCCACCUCGCUCGCCACAGCCAGCCGCCGUCUCCCCUUCCACACCGCACACCUACCCUUCAUCUCUCUCCCCGCACCACUGCAGGAGCAGAUCCGGGACAGCGAGGGCCGCACCCGGCACGCGCGCGAUGGGGUGCUCGCCGGAGCGAAGGGGGGACGGAUGAUUUGCUUGCCGCCUAUCUCGCUCACCGGCCCGCCUCAGAUCCCUCUCUGCCUGCUCCUCACCUCUGUCUCCCAGCAAUCAACGACUUGUAGAGGAGGAGGAGGAGGAGGAGGAGGAGAGGAUGAACGCGCUCGUCAGCGCGGCGCUAUGGGUGGUCGGCAAGGCAUUGGCCCCAGUAACUGAUGGCCUGCUGGAGGCUUGGGAUGCCACCAAGAAGCUAGGUCUCAACAUUGAGUCCCUCAAGAUGGAGCUGUUGCUCCUGAAGGCCACACUUGAACUCGCUGGCAGCAAGCAGAUCCAUGGCCAGGCCAUUGAGGACCUGCUAGUGAUGUUACGAGACUCGGCCCACCGUGCCGAGGACUUGUUGGACGAGCUGGACUACUUCCGCAUCCAGGAUGAGCUCCACGGCACUUGCGAUGCCGCUGACCAACAUGGCAAGGGUGGAGUCCACGAUCUUGCCUUCCAUGGUCGUCAUGCUGCCACAGCUGUUGGCAAACGGGUUAGCUGUUGCGCUUGGCCACGUGCUUGGCAGAGGUCAGUCAGCAAUUCCUCCUCAGUACCGAACACCAAUCAGGAGGUCAGUGGAUGCAUACCCAAGCUCGGCAAACUCCUCCCUUGCUCAUCUUCCCCACAUGUUCCUAAUGAUCAUUCUGGCCAGUUAACACUUCUUGGUGGUGCACCACAAACAGAAACACCAAUCCUAGUGUUUGAUAGGGUCGAUGCCUCUAUAAGAAUGAAACACAUUGUAGAGCAAUUGAAGCAUGUGCGUACAGAGGUUACCAAGAUUUUGCAGAGUUGUGACCGUAUGGCUGCCCCAGAUAUUUCCCAGAGUCGUCCCAUCACCACCGGUCAAAGUAUAGAACCAAAAUUGUACGGGAGGGACCAUAUUAUGAAAACCAUCAUACGUGAUAUGACCAAGGGUAAAUAUUGCAACAAUGAUCUUACUGUGCUUCCGAUUGUUGGUCCUGGGGGAAUAGGGAAGACAACUCUGGUACAAAAUAUAUAUAGAAACCAACAAGUCCAAAAUCAUUUUCAAGUCCUUAUUUGGGUAUGUGUGUCUCUCAGUUUCAAUUUGAAUAAGUUGCUAGAAGAGAUUAAAACAUAUACCCCUCGGGUUGAAGGGGAAAGUUUUGGUAGAGCCGAAGAGGUGAUUGAACAGAGGUUAAAAUCUAAAAGGUUUUUGAUUGUACUAGAUGAUAUAUGGAAGAUCAGUAAUGAGGAUGACUGGAAAAGGUUACUGUUGCCACUCAAAACAUCACAAGAAAAAGGUAGUGUGAUUCUGCUCACAUCCCGGUUUCCAGCAACAGCAAAGAUGGCUCAAACAACUGAUUAUAUUCAAUUGGAAGGACUAGAAUUUAAAGAAUUUAGGAAGUUAUUUCAUUCAUUUGUCUUUGGUGAAGAGCCUUUAAAAAGUGAUCACAAUUUUUUGCUCGAGACCGGAGAUAAGAUAAUGGAAAAAUUGAAGGGCUCCCCUCUUGCUGCAAAAACUGUUGGUACAUUAUUGAGAAAAAGCCUUAAUUUGCGUCAUUGGAGAAGGGUCUUAGACAGUAGAGAAUGGGAGAGGCAGGAUGAUCCCAAUGACAUUAUGCCUGCCUUGAAGCUUAGCUAUGACUAUCUUCCUUCCCAUCAGCAACGAUUGUUCUACUAUUCUGCACUGUUUCCUGAAGAUCACCAGUAUAGUUUCACGGAGCUAAUCGACUUUUGGAUAGGACUAGAUAUCUUAGAACCUGGUGUUCAAAACCAAACAUUGAAAGAUAUAGGUUUGAGUAAUUUAAAUGAUUUGGUCACACAUGGAUUUUUCAAAGAAGAGAAAAUGUAUGGUCGUUUGAGGUAUGUAAUGCAUGACCUGCUUCAUGAGUUAGCAUUGCGAGUUGCAUCUCAUGAAUGUCUUACUGUACAUAAUUCUAAUGUGACAUCAGUAAAGAUUGAGCCAUCCAUCCGUCACUUGUCUAUAAUCAUAGAGGAUAGUGAUGUAGUGUCUCGUGAAAACUUUAGGACUGAAUUGGGAAAACUGAAGACAAGAUUGGAGGCUAAACAAUUGCAUACAUUGAUGUUAUUUGGACAAAUGAAUGAAAGGUUUGUUAGCACAUUCAGUGAUUUGUUUAAGGAAGCAAGCGCUCUUUGCAUUCUCCGUUUGCUUGGCAGACCUUGUUCUGUGUUGUUGACAUUACGUAACUUUCCAGCACUUGUCCACCUACGGUACCUUCGUCUGGGGUCCGAAACAUUUUGGCCUGGUGAGAGGGAGAUGCCUUUACCAAUGACCAUUUGUAGAUUUUAUCAUUUAAGGAUUCUGCAUCUAGGAACAUUGCAAGUCUGUGAUGAUUUGCCAAAAGAGUUGUGCAAUCUUGCAAAAUUGCGUCAUUUUUAUACCGACAGAGAUGAGCUUCAUUCUCAUAUUUUUAAUGUGGAGAAACUCAAACUUUUGGAAGAGUUGAAGGUAUUUAGAGUCAAAAAUGAAAGUGAAGGAUUUGAAAUAAAGCAACUAGAGCAUUUAACUGAAUUAAAGGAGCUUGGCAUCUAUAACCUUGAGAAUAUACGCACAAAAGAAGAAGCAAGCAAAGCAAAACUGAUGGAGAAAAACUAUUUGGAGAAGUUAACAUUAGAUUGGGAUAGUGAGCGGUCCAAUGCCAAGCCUGAUGUGGAAGCGAUGGUUAUGGAGAGCCUUCAACCACAGAGAUAUCUUAAAGAGUUGUGCAUAAGAGGGCACGGAGGUCCUUCUUAUCCAACAUGGCUGGGUGAUAAGCUUGUUGUUGAAGCUCUUGAGUGUCUUCAUCUCUCUCGUGUUUCUUGGGAAAAUCUCCCUCCUUUAGGGAAGAUGUGGGAUCUUAGCAGAGUAAUAUUGGAGCAUAUUGCCGUAAUGGAGGAGUUUGUUGUGGAGCAAAGCUUUUGUAAGCUAAUAUGUCUUGAGCUUGUUGGCUUAGAAAAUUUUGAAAAAUGGGUACCAUCACAUGAUGCUCACCAUAUGUUUCCUCUUUUGGAAGUACUGAUUAUAAGAGACUGCCCUAAACUGUUGGAGUUGCCAUUUUCAAGCCACUUUGUUGACUCAUCAGAGCAAGACUGGAACACUGAUUGGUUUCCCAAACUGCAAAAGCUUAAGAUAUUGAAGUGUCCAGAACUCUUGUUAGUGGCUCAUAUCCCUUGGACUGAAACUCUGCAGAGUGUCGAGAUAAGAGAUGUAAGGCUAGUAGAGGAGUUUGAGUACUAUGGAGUAGAGUUGAAAAUUGCCGGGAAGCACGAUUUGAAGAACUUAAAUUGCCGGGAAGCACGAUUUGAAGAAGCUGACAUGUUUCUCUUGUACAUUCUUCUAGCCUUGUAGAGCUCACCUCCCAUGCACACUCGCUACAUGCAUGACAUGGGGGUCUUGUGUCCGCCUUCUUCCUUCCUUCCUGUAGAUAUAUCU